AUCGUAUUUGGGUAGGAUAGGUAUUAUAAACUAUUUUAACUUUUUUUUAAUUACCCCAUCUGAGGAUAAACUUCACCUUUCAGUACCGUUCCUACCGUACGGUACAAGCUUCCCCGGAACGGUCUCAGCGUCUACCGGUAUGGUAGUUACUGACUGUCACUCCGUACAUAGAUCUAGUAGUUGAUCACAGGAUCACAGGCGAGCCAGUAGCCAGCGUUUGGACCCUGGACCCUGGACCCUGGACUGACGAAACAGUUUCCAAGCAAGUAAGUGUGAUUAGUCGCAUUCAGCUGGACAUUCUUGGAGAGCCGAUCUGUGCUGUAGUCAUCUCCUCAAUCGGUUCUGGCCCUCGCUCAGAAGGCAGAAAGCCAACUCCACUUUUGGUUAGAGUGGCCACAAUACCGGUAGCCUUGCAUGGCUACCUCAGAAGACGAAAACAAGGCUCCCUUCGACCGAACAGGCCAUCAGAUAGAUCGUCACCACUGUUCCUUGCAUUUCUUAACACGGUGUCAGGGAGCUGUUGAAGUCUCCAAACCGCGAAUUUUAAGGUUUAGAAGCUGCCAUUCUCACAUCUUACAAAGGCACUGAAACGAGUAGAAGAUGACGGUGCCUCACAUCGAACAACGGCUCCAGCGUUUGCUGCAGCGCCCAGGGAAUGACACCUGCUCAGAAUGCGAUCGUUCUGACAACAAGCCAACAUGGGCGUCCUUCUUCGUAUGCCCGGUCGACAACAGGAAGCUGGGCGUUUUCUGCUGCCCCAAUUGCCACUAUCUACAUCAGAGUGUGGGAGAGGGAGAGUUCCGCUUGAAGGGGCUAAGGGAUACAGAUGAAUUCACAGAAGAUGAUCUGAGAGCCCUAGAGAUCAGUGGUAACAGUCUAGUUAACACCGCCUUUGAAAGGCUGGUGCGAGAUGAAAAGGACGAUCGCGACAUCCGCAAGUAUGGCUAUGAGGCCUACUUCUUUGAGAAGUUUGUAAAUCGUAGAUUUUUCGACGAAGGAACCUACAAGGAGUUGAUUGCGCAGUCUCUGGAAGCCAAUGCUGAAAAGCAACCCAGACGAUCCUCGAGCGACAAGAGGCUUGAUAGCGGUAGACGAUCCUCGAGCGACAAAAAACUUGAUAGUAGCAGGCGUUCAUCAAGUGACACAAGGCUCAAUGAAGGAGAGGAGAAGAGGCAUAGGGAUGAUAACCGAAGUCAAAGCAAGGGUGAUCUCGGCAGCUGCUUCAUCCGCAAAGAGUAUAGAAAGUCUAGUAUGUCCCACAGAGACAGAGAUACAAGGAGUAGAUGCGACGAUCAAUCCGUUGGGAUGGAUUCAAGGAUGUCUCGGAGAGAGCAAAGAGAGAAGGACGAAAAGAAGUCUAGAUCUGGAAGAGACUCCAAUGAUAAGCCGCGGUCGCGCUCUAAUACGUCAAGAAUCAAAGACAAGUACAGUGAGCGAAGCUCCCACCGUCGUUCAAGAUCUUCGUCAAGGCCCGACGAUGGUGGGGAUACCAGCUCCCAUCACCGUUCCAACUCGCGUCUCCGCCGCUCGAGCACUGACCGCAACAGACGCAGUCGCAAUUCCAGCAGCAGUGGCAGUCGUGCCGACAAGGAUCAACGAUCGAGAGAUGAAGAUCGUCACGGCAGCCGGAAUAGUUUGGGCUACGAGAGCAGUCACCACCAUCGUUCUCGCUCAACGUCAAGGCUUGAGGACGGUCAGAGCAGUUCUCAUCACCGCUCGAGCGACCGGAACCGAAGCGACCGUCAAGUCAGCAGCAAUAGUCGACCUGACAAAGAUCAAGCGUCUUCCCGUGAUAUGCGAGAUCGGCCCAGUAGCCGAAACAGUUUGGGUCAUGGUAGCAGCCACCACAGAUCGAAAUCUCGCUCCAAGUCCAACGAUCGCGACGGAGAAGAGGAGCGAACUCUUGCUUCCAGGCAUGGCCACUUCAAGAAGAUCUCUGGGCGUUGCAACGACGAUGUCAGUGACGGGGACCUACGUCUUCAACGCGAUACCAGGAAAGGCUCGAAGAAUGACUUGUGUGAUGAAAGUGGAAGAGGCGGAGAUCUUAGUCAUAGCAUCAAGAGGGGCUCCAAUCAGGACUUGUUGGAUGUGAGUGAUGUCGAUGAGGACCGCGGCCGUUCUUCGUCAAAUAAUGAUCUGACAGGGUAUCACAAUCGCGCCAACAAACGUCGGGAGAUGCGCAAGGACGGGUUGAAACGAGGCGUCUCUCCCAAGCGGACAGCUUCGUCCGGCAAGGUCUCCUCCCUUGGGGUUGAGAAACCGCCGUCUCGCAAUAAUAGUUCCUCCGAAGUCAAACGGUCUUCGUCGUCCAGCCUCAAGAAGUCGAAAUCGGGAGGUUCCCUAGCAGAGAAUCAAGGAGAAGGAAACGCAACCUGGGAUUUAGCUGACCUCCGUGGAGGCGUCCAGCGGGCAGCGUCGUACCGCCCUGUCAAGAGGGAGGUCAGUGGCAGAAGCCCAGUGCAUGAUUCAAAGGACAGCCGAGCCAGAGGAGUGGCAAGAAGCAUCUCUGCCGCUGGCGCGAUGCUCCGCCCACCUGAAGUAAGCGAGGGCGGAACCUCACUAAGGCAAUGUUCAACACCACCUGCCAGCGCGAAUCCCGAUGCCGCAUCGGCACCCAAGAAAAUCUCAGCACGUGAGUUCCUUCAAAGUCGCAAGGCACAGCUGCUUGAGAUUGCAAAGCAAGAAAAAUUGGAAAGAGAAGCUACCGGCAAUCCCGUUGUAGAAGAAGAAAUGAACCCUAUGGACUUCCUUCGAAGCCAUCGCAAGCAAAUCAUUCAAAUGGCUAAAAGAGAACGAUCCGCAAGAGGAGCACCCAUUCAGAAGGGUCUUGUCCGAAGUACAUCAUGCAUCAGCGCUCAAACAUGCGGGUCAUCUUGUGCUCCAUCCUCGGUUGCCAGGACCGCGCCCUCCCAAAGGGGUUUACGAGGUUCGGCAAGCAGUAGCUGUGUCCAAUCUCAUGGCCCGCCAUGUCAAGCCGCGGGAGAACAUGUAUCUGCUCGAGACUUUCUCCGCAGUCGCAGAAGCCAGCUCCUGGAAAUUGCAAGGCAGGAAAGACUGGAAAGAGAGGCUGCAGGCAACCCUGUAGCCGAAGAGCCGCUCAAUCCGCUCGAUUUUCUACGAAGCCAGCGCAAGCAAAUUGUCCAGAUGGCCCGAAAGGAACGUGCCGCUAGGGCAACAGCGGCCAGUCCAAUGCGGGGACGUAACAUGGCGGAGAGACAACGUGCUCAACUGGCGUAUGCCUCGCAACCUGCCGCAGCGUAUGCGAUGCAUGCACUCCAAGCGGAACAAGCUCAAGUGGCGGCGGGUCAUGUUCACGGGCAAGGCGUACAGUAUGCCAAUUCGCAAUGUGGCCCUCCUCAAGCACCAUACGCUCAGCAUAUGGGGUAUGCGCAGAGCUUUCAUCGAGUUCCUGCACCAUCUCAGAUGGGGUAUGGCGCACAAGUCCCCAACACCAACAUGGCUCGUCCUGGCUAUGUUGUCCAAGACUUUAACGGAGUCCCUUCACCGGCUCAGAUAGCAUACUGCGAACAAAUGACAGGAAUACCAACGGGACAAGACCUUGGAUAUGGUCAACAGCACGGAGCCCCAGCAGGGGCACGGAACGAGGUUUGCGCAUCUGGAGAAAAUCGAGGGGCGAACUACUGGAGACAAAGGCUUCAGACACAUGAUAGCAACGACGAUAUGUCUCCACAUGCUAACCAGGAGAGUGGCAGGUCCUCAAUGUCGAACACUACAUCUGUGCCAACUGCUUGUGCUUGAAGAGUUUGCUUCUUUUUGAUGACGAGGUAAACGUUUACCUUUCUUCAGUUGCAUAGCCUCCUUUAUGAUUAGACCUUCUUUUAUAAGAAACGUUGAUCUCUCGAUGCCACACGUUUAGCAUCAUGUUUUUGUGUGGGGUUACAUACAUAUUAUAGCCGGAGUAGAGUGGCCUGGCGGUGCGGCCCCCUCCUCACAUUCACCGACUGCAUGCCAACUGCUUGUGCUUGAAGAGUUUGCUUCUUUUUAAAAUGAAAUGGUAAACUUUUACCUUUCAGUUGCAUAGCCUCCUUUUAUGAUUUCACCGACUGCACCGAACAUCCCAUUCCCAACUUCAGGACUUGUACAGUAGUAUGCCCGUCAAGCCCGCCAGCAUGCCAACAUGUACCAGUCAUCUCUUGAGAGAGGAGAGCUGCCGGAUGGGUACGUGUAUCUCCACUCCAUUGAAUCCAAUGUAUAACAGCAUAGUACGGUACGUUACACGUUACAGUACGAGCCACCGAAUAACUUCAACGCCCUAUAAUUUGGUCGGUACAUUCAUCUUUGGCCGGACUUUUCGGCCACUAGCUAUGAGGCGCGAUUGGAUCUUCGGUUUACCUCCAGCAGCACAACAGAUCAAAACCUCUGCUGACACCUUUUUAGUGUCACGUACUGCGUGGCUGGAUCAUAAAAUUUGCUCAGAUUCUAUGAUUCUAUACUCUAACAGUACGGUACUGGCUGUAAGUAUCCAGCAAACUAACACAACAGCCAGAGACUGGAUCCCACGAGAUAGGACAGAUAUAUCUUUGCAAUGCCGUUCAAGGUCUGACCAAGUCGUGGAGAAGUAGGGAUAUGA
Seminavis robusta is the source of this 4591-nucleotide messenger RNA. Lineage: Eukaryota; Bacillariophyta; Bacillariophyceae; Naviculales; Naviculaceae. The record is from the annotation of a GenBank genome assembly.